Messenger RNA from Ilyonectria robusta, 2082 nucleotides. RefSeq lists its product as uncharacterized. Gene Ontology annotation, biological process: GPI anchor biosynthetic process. Gene Ontology annotation, cellular component: endoplasmic reticulum. The coding region runs from base 1 to 2082 and encodes 693 amino acids. The record is from RefSeq and is a predicted model, not a curated record. The transcript has 2 exons. Lineage: Eukaryota; Fungi; Ascomycota; Sordariomycetes; Hypocreales; Nectriaceae.
AUGUCGCGCAUCCUCUAUCAGCAGCUCAACUCCAACAGCAAAGUGCCCUCGCAGCUGCAACCCAUCGCCAAUGCGUUGAAGGCCGGCUGCCGGCGAACCGCCCACAUGUUGAGCGCAUGGGUGACAGGGCCCGGACGGCACCUGGCGACGGCCGUGGGUGGCCGAGUGGUUCGGAGGGUGCGCGCAAACCUCUCGGCGAGGCGUGUAUUGAGCUUCCCGCACAUGCUGGUGCUGAUCUGGAUGGUGGUGUUGCUAUAUGGAGAGCGUUGGAUAUUCGAUAGCAAGGUCGCUGACUGCGACUGGGCUAGCUGGGAGAAAUGGCCCAAGGGAACGAAGCCUCACCACCUCAUCUUCGUCGCCGACCCCCAACUCAUCGAUCCGCACUCUUACCCGGGCCGCCCCUGGCCUAUUAAUCCGUUGACCGUCACCAUCACCGACAACUACCUCCGCCAUGGCUACAAAGCCCUCCAGCGCCACUUGCACCCGGACAGCGUCUUCUUCCUCGGCGAUCUCUUCGACGGCGGCCGCGAAUGGAAGACCCGCAAGGGCAAGUUCGUUGACCCUAAAUGGGGGUACCCUCGUCACAAAGACGAGAAGGCCUGGGUCGAGACCUGGCACAACAAAUACGGCGAGGAGUUCUGGAUGGAGGAGUACGAGCGCUUCGCCAACAUCUUCUUUGACAACUGGAAAGAGGGCAACGAAGCUCCGGGACCGUGGCAGCGUGGGCGGAAGCUCGUUGCGAGCCUGCCUGGAAACCACGACCUUGGGUUUGGCGCCCAGGUCCAAGUCCCUGUCCGGGACCGCUUCAGCGCCUUCUUUGGCGACGUAAACCGGGUCGACAUUAUCGGAAACCAUACCAUCGUGUCCGUCGACGGCCUCUCGCUGAGCGCCGGCACCUCUUCAUACAGGGACAAGCACGACCUACGACCAAUCUACGGCCCUGUCCAUCAAUUUCUCGACGACGUCAAGGCCAUCAAGCGGAGAGCCGUCGAGGGGGAGCUGAGCUUCUGGCACGGGACCGAGAAGCACUUCGCCCAUGAAGUCGAGGAGCUGAACAAGGCGGACCUGGGCCGGUUCCCCCAUCCGGAUGUCAGCGACGAGGCCCCUGAAUUCCCUACGAUUCUCCUCACCCAUGUCCCCCUGUAUCGCAACCCCGGCACCCCGUGCGGACCGCGCCGCGAACACUGGCCGCCGUCGAAGCCGCCCAAGGGCCAAGAGGGGCCGGUGAACCCGGAUAACCGUAACGCUAUCAGUGUCACGGGCGGAUAUCAGUACCAGAACGUCCUUAACGAGGUCGAUUCGGUUAAGCUUAUCAAGGACGUGGGCAACGUGAUCCAUGUCUUCUCCGGAGACGACCACGACUACUGCGAGGUGGUGCACUCCCCGGCCAAGGAAGGGGUGCGCGAGAUCACAGUUAAGAGCAUGAGCAUGGCCAUGGGUGUCCCGACGCCGGGCUUCCUUAUGGUCAGCUUGUACAACCCCGUCGAUGCGGAGGGCAAGCCACUGCCUGACGCCCCGGAGGCUACGCUCCAGACACAUCUGUGCCUCCUCCCCAACCAGAUCCACACGUACAUGCAAUAUAUCGUGUUUGGCAUUGCCACGGCCGUCCUCCUGACGGUUCGCGCACUGCUGGUUCCCGCCAUUCCACUCACACCCUUUGCUCUCGAGCCCAUCAAGACGCCUACUAUCCUGCCUGUAUACAAGGACAAGGUGGAACCUCCCGAGUCCUUCUCUGGUGGUAACCGAGCGCGUAGCACGUCGACGGGCGCUUCAUCUCAUUACAUGCCGUCACGGCUCUCUGCCGCUGCGCCGCGUGGGGUCCGGAGUACAUCGCCACACUCCUCACCAGCGGCACGGUGGCAGGCUCGUCGGGGCGGGCGCAGCUCGAAGCGGUGGGGAUGGGGAGACGACGGCGGGCCGCGGAUCCAUCUCGACACCAACCUGUACGACGGAGCGAAGACAGACCGACGUGUUGGUAGCCGGAAGGCGAUCGGCAUCGUGGGACGCGAGCUGUGGACGACGAUGUGGCGCGUCGUGUGGAUGGCAGCGCUGUUCUGGGCUUAUCUGACGCGACAGGGCUGA